Messenger RNA from Trichobilharzia szidati, 168 nucleotides. Lineage: Eukaryota; Metazoa; Platyhelminthes; Trematoda; Strigeidida; Schistosomatidae. The record is from the annotation of a GenBank genome assembly.
AUCAUCGAUUUCAGUGUAGUGAAUGUGGAAAGCUCUUCUCCUGUGCUGGAAGUUUGAAGACUCACACCCAAUCUGUUCAUGAAGGUAAAAGAUACCAAUGUGACGUAUGUGGAAAAGAUUCCACUACAGCUGGCAGUUUGAAGAGACACAUGGAGUCAGUCCAUGGAG